UUGUGGGUCAGACAGGAGCGCUCCCGGUCUGAAGCUGUUUGCGCCCUUUUAUGUGACGUCCAUGGAGCUUUUAAAUUUUAGGAUUAACCUCCUCGUUGGGCUCUUUUUGUCAGGGUUCUGCGUUCAGUCGUCAGUUUUACCGCCGCCACAUGCUUUCUUGCCGAGAGCUCCGCGUCCGUGGAGCCACGGUUUCACGCACGACGCGCACCAGCAGCAAAAGGAGCGGGAGCAUGUGAAUACCAUCGGCGUGAUCUGCCAUCCGGACUCGCUGGAGGUUGUAAUCAAAGCUGACAUGUUUGCUGUUGGGACUCCAGUUAACAGCGACGAGCUCCGCCUUGGAGUGGAGGACAGUGAUUAUUGCAGAGCCGCGGCUUUCUCGGAGGAUGAGUACAGAAUCUCUGUUGGACUCGCAGACUGCGGCACCAAACACUGGAUGACUGAAGACUCUCUGGUCUACACAAACCUCCUCAUAUACUCUCCUGUGGCCUCUCCUAAUGGGGUCGUCCGAAUGGAGGAGGCUGUUGUUCCAAUUGAGUGCCAUUAUAAAAGGAAGUACAGUUUGUCCAGCGCUCCACUCCAGCCAACCUGGAUCCCCUUCACAUUUACCCAGACUGGCCUGGAAAACUUAAAGUUUUCAUUGAAACUAAUGACAGAUGACUGGCAGCAUGAAAGGGGGGUUAACGUGUUUUACCUCGGCGAGCCCAUCAGCAUCGAGGCCUCAGUCGGAGUUGGACAUCACAUGGGGCUCCGGGUGUUUAUGAGCAGCUGUGUGGCUACUCUUCACCCAGAUACGUACUCUGAACCCAGAUACACAUUCAUUGAAAAUGGGUGCUUGGUUGACUCUCAGCUUCCAGGUUCAAGAGCCUUCUUCUUACCCCGGAGACAAGAUGACAAGCUCCAAUUGGUCAUUGAUGCCUUUAGGUUCCACAAUGAUGACAAGGCAGAGCUCUACAUCACAUGCCACCUGACAGCUGUACCAGUGAAUGAUGCAGAAUCACCAAAUAAGGCAUGCACUUUCAUAAAUGGAAGAUGGCGGUCAGCUGAUGGUAAUGACUACCUCUGCGGGUAUUGUCAAGGCAACAAUGAAGUUGUCCAACCCCGGAGUAAGCCCAUCAGCCACGGCAGAUUUGGUCCUCGUGGGUUUGGGAAGCCGGCGGAACCUGAACCAAUGAGGAAAUCUGGACUGAAGACUAAUCAGGUGUGGGAAGAUGAUGCUAAACUGGGACCAGUGACUGUCCUGCAGUCACAGAAAAGCAAGCCUCUACCUGCGGCUGAACUGCCUGUAGUUCUCAAAAAAAUCGACAGACCAACACUGCACAGCAGCCAGUGGAAAAGUGGGAUAAAUGAAAUUGAGCUGGAGAAGGAACUGCUUCCUGAUCCAGCUACACCAGACCCAGAUGAGAAAUAUGACAAAACCGCUCAAGAAGAUGGCAAAACAGAAAAAGAAGCUACACCUUUAGAAAAAGCAGCUCCAGAGUUCAAAGUGAAACUUGUGGAAAUGCCUCUGGACAACAGUACCACCAUAGCCCCUCCCCAUGAUGUCAAUGCUACCUCUGAGUUUGAAGUGGAGGAGACCAUGCUGUCUAAUGCAACUGCCACAGUCUGACCCUAAGAAAUAAAAGACUUA
Molecule: messenger RNA, 1627 nt
Organism: Archocentrus centrarchus (flier cichlid)
Lineage: Eukaryota; Metazoa; Chordata; Actinopteri; Cichliformes; Cichlidae
Product: zona pellucida sperm-binding protein 3-like
Exons: 10
Coding region: 62-1606 (514 amino acids)
Biological process (GO): positive regulation of acrosome reaction; egg coat formation; binding of sperm to zona pellucida
Cellular component (GO): extracellular matrix
Molecular function (GO): acrosin binding
Source: RefSeq, a predicted model, not a curated record